Molecule: messenger RNA, 1620 nt
Organism: Cordyceps fumosorosea ARSEF 2679
Lineage: Eukaryota; Fungi; Ascomycota; Sordariomycetes; Hypocreales; Cordycipitaceae
Exons: 2
Coding region: 1-1620 (539 amino acids)
Source: RefSeq, a predicted model, not a curated record
AUGGAUCGUCUCCCGUGGGAGCUUUUCCAGGACAUUCUGCUGGUCUUUGCACACAACGCCACCAAAAAUGACGUCCUUACCAAACGCCUCGUUUGCCGCGACUUCAACCACAUAUUGCGGCCCCUUGGCUGCCGCACCAUCAGCCUGGAAUUGACGCGGCUGAGCAAGCUUUACAAUGUGCCCAAGCCUCGCUCUGAUGGCUUGCAGACGAUAGGGCAUCGCUGCAAAGCUCUGCACAUUGACAUGACAGUUCUGCGAGACGACGACGAGGUCGAGGUGCUGAAUAGUGAGCUGCAGCAUCUCCCCAGUAUGCAGGGCUUCUGCCAUGCGCUGCGGCAUCGAUAUUCCUUCAGCGACGCGGGCUUCACGGAGCUCGACUUCUACCAGACCACGGCCGAGGUCCUCUUCUACUGCCGGGACAUUGACCGCGUGCGCAUCUGCCUCCCGCAGUCCAUCCGCGGCUCUCAUUGCGGCGUCGCGACCCGCGUCCUCGCCAACGCUUUCAAGGCGCUGGGGCAGCGUCCCGAGGAGGACUCGGCGCCGCUCAAGACGCUCGUGAUUGACAACAUCCCCGAGGUCACGCUGUGCGAGCUCUGGAUAAACCCCUCGGAUGUUAUGAACAUGCAGGCUCUGCUGCCAUCGGUUGAGACGCUCGCGCUCAGCACCAGGUGUUUCGAUCGUGUUUCUUUCUCUGCUAUCAUGUUUGGCGUCGCUCUGUGGAACAUGAUAUCCAGCACACGCAAUCUCCAAUCACUCUAUUUAGCGUGUUCGGGCGCCUCCAGAACUGUCAAAGAUGACAACUUACCGGAGGAGGUUACUCAUCAAGACAUGGAUUUUACACAGUGGCUGGAAAGAAGGUUGUCUGGGCCCGGCCCACAAGUGACCCUUCCCAAGCCUACGUAUCUGGAGCUUCGCCAUGUUGCCAUGCUACCAGAAGAACUGCUGCACAUUGCUGCUGCGUUCGGGCCGUCGCUGGAAGAACUCCAUCUGUUUGAUGUUUCCCUGAUGAUAGAACAAUCCCUCACGAGCAACGCCGAGUCCGAUAUGCAUCUUUGGGUCGGCCUUCCCAACGUAGACGCUGGCCCCCGUCAGUGGAUGGCGAUGCGAUUCCGCGCGCUGAUGCCAAACCUGCGCAUCUGCCGCUGCUCCAACCUCAAUUACAAGUCCUACCUCCACACCACCGGGCCCGUCCAACGCGUCUUUGACUACGCCGACCCCGCCCGCAUCGGCCGGUCCAUCGCCCAGCGCUUCGUCGAGGUGGUCACGGGCCUCCAGCAGCCUUCCCUCCCAGACGGGACCCCCAUGCGUUUCCACCCGCACGACGAUGAAUUCGACCAUCUCCUGCACAACCUCACGGAGCGACGGUCGCGCAUCCCCAUAGCAGAGUACGACUUCGAAGCGCACAGACUCGCGGCCGCGGACCGGCCGCCAGACUACCAGCACAGCCUGGACGGCCUCUUCGCCAACUGCGUCGACGGCUCGAGGCGGGAGAUUCGAGGCAUUGUGGACAAGGUCGUGGAGGGGCUCAUGGCUAUUGAACGGCUAGAUCUUGAGUCGCUGCACCUCGGCAAUACUGGGCCAGGGCAGGGUUUGCCAGACCCGGCGGCGGGGAGUACGUGA